This is a messenger RNA of Nannospalax galili (Upper Galilee mountains blind mole rat), 2699 nucleotides long. It is a transcript of the gene Minar2, whose product is annotated as membrane integral NOTCH2 associated receptor 2. Bases 113 to 694 code for a protein of 193 amino acids. The record is from RefSeq and is a predicted model, not a curated record. NCBI's taxonomy places the organism in Eukaryota, Metazoa, Chordata, Mammalia, Rodentia, Spalacidae. The transcript has 3 exons.
CUUUUGUGUGCUGCGGAGACCUGGCAUCAGUUGCCAGCUGCAGCAUCCUCAGCCUCAUUAAUAAUGGAGGCGCCUGACAGGGGCAGCUUCGCUUGCUUUGUUUACAUGGUAGAUGAAGGGAGACAUGGAUCUUUCUGUUUUGCCAAAUAACAACCAUCCUGACAAAUUCUUGCAGCUUGACGUGAAGUCUUUAAUGAGAAGCUCAACGCUUCUGCAGGCUAGCCUCGCGAGAUUUCCGGGUGGAAAUUACCCUGCUUCACAACACUGGCAAAACCUUGUCUAUUCACAGAGAGAAAAGAAUAUUAUGCCUCAACGAAUUAAGGGAUUUGAUGGGGAGGGCCCCCUCCUUCCCAAUAGCCCUCCACCAUCCAUGUCUUCGGUUAUGAAGAAUAAUCCACUCUAUGAUGACCUAAGUUUGGAGGAAGCUAAAGAAGAAAGAAAAAAGAAUCCUUCAUGGACCAUUGAGGAAUACGACAAGAAAUCCACGCACGCAAAUCUUGCUGGACACCUGAAGGAAAACCCCAAUGACCUCCGGUUUUGGUUGGGAGAUAUGUAUACUCCGGGCUUUGACACCUUGCUGAAAAAAAAAAAGAAACGUGCGAAACGAUCCAAAUUAUGUCAUAUGGGUCUGAUUUUACUCCUUGUGUCCUCCGUCUUGGUUGCCAUAGUGACUCUCAGUGCUUUGUUCACCUAAGGAGACUGCCACCUACAGGACCCCUUAAAGUUCCUAAACGCUUUCUAAAUAUUUGUAGGAAAACGUAUUCAUGUGUUAUGAAUGUAUUGCUGACUGUGUGACUAUAUGCAGUUGUCCCUUAGAAGGUGAGCAUUGCUUGUGUAAUGCUGGCCUUUGUGCUUUGUUCUGUGAAACGCAUUUGUGAAUUCCAGCCUGGGCUCGGUCCUCUGGGAAGCAGAGAUUUCAGAGAAUCACAGCAGCAAAAACGUCACUACAUUCAGACAAAAGCGCAUUCUGGUGGGGAAUAGAUCGGCAACACUGGUCUCAAUGCUCAGCUCAUACCUGACUUCACAAGCCCACUAACUCCUUUCCAGCUGUUCACCAUGGGCAUUCGGGAUGUUCCAGCCCGCAUUGAUCUUCUGGUCAACUGCCAGGGUGACAGCUGAAGCUUCUGUUGAGCUGUCAGUUCCUUUGGAUCUAUUCUGUUUUAUCUUCCUUCAUCUCUGUUUAAAUCAGAAAAAAAAAAAAAAAAAAGGUGGUAGAGAGCUUUGUUCAAACCUAUUCUUAUUUUCCCAGGAAUCCCUUAUAAUGACCCAAAUUUAUGUUGCAAUUUUCACAGAACUAAGCUUGGGUAGGCCAUUGUGAUAUAAUUAAUUACAUUUAGAUCAGUCAUUCUUAUAACUGAUGGAAACUGGUCUGUCCUCCAGUGCCAGUGAGUACAUGUCCUCAGCAGUGGGGGAGGGACCCUAGAGAGACUCCAGGAAUACUGCCUCAAGAAGGACUUUGAAUCCUGCCUGUUCAGUUUUAUCGCCACAGGCCUAACCAAGAGGUUUCUCAAUGAAGAGUGUUCCCCAGUAAAGCAGGCCUAGGGGCUGCAUAGGAAACUUAAGAAAAAGAGCUGGCUCCUAAUGUAGUCCUGUACUUAAUGGCAAUUGUUAUUACUAAUUUGUGUUAACUGGCAUCCUGCUGCUGCCUGCAGAUGUCUGGGAACCUGAUUCUGAUACAUCAGAACUGUGCCCUCCCUCCCUCCUAGGCAUCCUCCCUGGGCCUGUCGCUUUUCAUGUUUUGUCUUCACUAAAUAUCCUGCCUUCAAGCUAUCCAAUAUAUGAAACAGAAGAAGAGUUUCCAUGAGAGUGAGGUCUUCUUUUGUCCAUUGCUAUUGCCUUAUUGUUUGCUUGUGUUUUGUGUGAAGAUACUUGAAGUAAAGUAUAUAAAAGUAGAUUUACUGGAUGAUAAAAUCAUUGUGUAUGAAACAAAAAUUCUCUUCCUUAUCCUUGUAGUAUCUGACUUUUUCCCCAUCUUUUCUUCUGUGGUUGUUUCUGUGGAAUGAAACAAAGGUUGGGGGGGGGGCGGGGAUCCUGCUGACGGCAGGCGACUCACACUGCGAUGCCCUUAGACACAAUUUGCUAUCAUUGUCUUCUGAGUUUGCCUACCCAGGGCUUGCCCCUAAGGAUUCAAAUCAUUAUCGGGUAUCUCCACUCACGGAGCACAUCUGUGUUAAACCGGGUUGUGUCUGUCCACGACAAUGGCUAGGCAAGACUUCCUUCGACCUGUGAAGGCUGCUUAUGGGAGCUCCUACCCUGCUUGGCUCCCAUCCCAGCGUGCUUCCCUUUUCCGCAGUCAUCGAUCCCUCCGCUCUCUAGCCUUCCUCUGUUCUUUAUGACACCUUUGGCCAUUUGCUUUUCUGCAUGAAUGAGUUUAUUACUUUGCUUUUAUUCUUUUUUUUUUUAAAGGUUAAAUAGAAAUUCAUUUAUUUUUCCAAAGAGCCAGAUUUAAAAGAUUCAAUUACUUUACAGCCUGGGACAGCAGUUUGUUUUAGGGAAAAAUUAAUUUGUUUGGAAUAAACAAUAAAUGCCAUAGUAGAAACCUCUCUUAAUGAGGCUCCCUGGGGUUAAAUGAAAACAAAUCUGCUGGAUGCUACUUCAGCUGGACUUAUCUUGACCCAACUCUGCAUCUCAGUGCGUGGUAUGACUGACUUUCUGAUUACCUUUUUCACAAAUCUUUUUUUUUUUUUCUUCAAAAGUGG